AUUUCAUUUCAGUUAUACACAAUACAGAUCAGCAGCCAUACUGAAGAUUCAGAUAUAUCCUGUAUUGAAAGAAGAUUUUCAGAUUUUGAAAAAUUAAAUGCAGUGUUAAGGAAGCGUUUUCCAGAUCAAAUGGAAGCAGUUGCAUUUCCAAGGAAAGUUUUGAUGGGUAAUUUUCGGCAGGCUACCAUAGCAACUAGAAGUAGAGCAUUUGAACAAUAUCUCAGCCAUUUGUAUGCAAUAUAUCAAAUUCGUUACUCGCGAGAUUUUUUAGAAUUUUUCUUGCUCGAUAGUUUACGAGAUGGCUAUAAGAAUCUUCAACAGGAAAAUUAUACGAAUGCAAUAGCAAAUUUAGAAUAUUGUCUUCCGUUGACAGAAAAACUUUAUGGCAACACAAACUCAACUGUGAUCAAUAUAUUGUGUGCCUUAGCCAUCUGCUACAAAAGCCUGGAUAGACCGCAUAUAUCUCAGAAAUACUCCGAGGCAGCAGUCAUGUGUUAUGAUGAAGAUGACUGUGAUGAAACUUAUGUCGCCGUUUUAAUACUCACUAUCAGACUCUGUUGGGAACUUGGAAAAGACAAGCAAGAUCUGGAGCUUAAACUUCAAAAAGUUAAAGACAAAAACAUUGAUAUAGACAAUAUACCUGAGUUGAAACUCAUUUGCAAGCAAAGAUGUCAGAGUAUGUGA
This is a messenger RNA of Lottia gigantea (owl limpet), 684 nucleotides long. RefSeq lists its product as hypothetical. Gene Ontology annotation, cellular component: early endosome membrane. NCBI's taxonomy places the organism in Eukaryota, Metazoa, Mollusca, Gastropoda, Lottiidae. Gene Ontology annotation, molecular function: protein binding; phosphatidylinositol phosphate binding. The annotation marks the transcript as partial. Gene Ontology annotation, biological process: protein transport. The transcript has a single exon. The record is from RefSeq and is a predicted model, not a curated record.